AUGUCCUUCAAUGUACUAUCACUUUCCUACCUUCUAAUUCCAUUUAUACCUGUCGUUCUUCCGUGCCUUGCAAAUGGUGUAUGCGGUCCAGGCAUUGGUGGAAUUGGCGGUUGUCAUCCUCAGAUUCAACCGCUCCAAUCGACAUGUCAACCACCCUGUGCCCCAGGCACUCACUGCGGUCCAUAUGGUUGUACACAAUUUCGAGCACGAGCUCGUAGCGCAAAUGUUUUCAAACCAAAUAUGGAGAACAAAGAAUCAAAAAGCCCUAAUCAAUUGUUCAUGGAAUGCUGUAAAAGAAGAGGACUUCCAGAAGCUUGCUUGCAAAAAUGUUCCAUUCAGGAUUACACCAAAGAUGCGUUGAUAAACAUGUACUUUAAUCGUGAUCCUUGUCCUGUAUCGGCCGUUGCUGAAAUACAAUUCUGUGCUGCACAGGGACGCGAUCAUCGUCAGUGUUGUGCUCGAAAUGGAGUUGGAACAACAUUAGCCGGCGAGAAAUGCUUAAUAUUCUGUGAUCAACGCCCAGGCAACAUCACACAGCUCGAUUAUAGCUAUUUCAUUUGCUACGAUCGUUUUGAGAGUAUUAAAAGCUGCUUCGUGCACGAUAUGAUGGCGCAAGAUUCAUUGCAACGAUUUUCACGGCAUUUUUAA
Molecule: messenger RNA, 648 nt
Organism: Acanthocheilonema viteae
Lineage: Eukaryota; Metazoa; Nematoda; Chromadorea; Rhabditida; Onchocercidae
Source: the annotation of a GenBank genome assembly